AAGAAUUGGCUUCCAAACUCCCCUUUCCCCCCAUUUCUUCUUGUUUCCAAAGAUUUCUGGCAUCCUUGUUACAAUGGAGCAGUGGAUUCUCCACCUGAGAGAUCCCACGGCACAACUCUCGUGGGAUGCCAAAGGAGAUCUAAGGAUCCCUACUUCAUUGGGACUUACAGGAAGAAUUUGGGAUUCUGUGGGAUCUAUGCAGUGAAAGAGGCUCCACUCAGCUCUAUCUGGCAGAAGCCCAUCAGAAUCUGAGAAUCUGUUCCCUUUUCCAUAGCAACUGUAUUCAGAGGGAGGCUAAGGUGAGACCCCAAAGGCAUCAAGAGACCUACCUGCCCCACUGCUGUUUGACUCAGGGAUGACCGCAGACAGAGUCAAUCCUUACAGCAUAGUAUCUUCCGAGGAAGACGGUUUGACGUUGACCAUCAUGCCUGGAGUGAACGGCUUUGGGAAUGGAAAGAUCCAUACCAGGAGGAAAUGCCGGAACCGGUUUGUGAAGAAGAACGGCCAGUGCAACGUGGAGUUCACCAACAUGGAUGAUAAACCGCAGAGGUAUAUUGCGGACAUGUUCACCACGUGUGUGGACAUCCGCUGGAGGUACAUGCUGUUGCUCUUCUCCCUUGCCUUUUUGGUGUCGUGGUUGUUGUUUGGUCUUGUGUUUUGGCUCAUAGCCGUCGUCCACGGUGAUAUCGAGGAGCCGACCAAGGACGACACGUUCACACCAUGCCUCAUGCAUGUGAACGGCUUUGUGGCAGCUUUCCUGUUCUCCAUCGAGACUCAAACGACGAUAGGCUACGGGUUCCGCUGCGUGACGGAGGAGUGCCCACUUGCGGUCUUCAUGGUGGUGCUGCAAUCUAUCGUAGGGUGUAUAAUCGAUUCGUUCAUGAUCGGUGCCAUCAUGGCUAAAAUGGCUAGGCCCAAGAAGAGGGCUGAAACCUUACUCUUUAGCCAUCAUGCUGUCGUGGCCAUGAGGGACGGCAAACUGUGCCUGAUGUGGAGGGUGGGUAAUCUCCGGAAGAGCCACAUUGUGGAAGCCCACGUCAGAGCCCAACUCAUUAAGUCCAGAAUCACCGAAGAGGGGGAGUACAUCCCACUUGACCAAAUUGACAUCGACGUCGGGUUUGACAAAGGCUUGGACCGCAUUUUCUUGGUGUCCCCGCUCACGAUCCUUCAUGAGAUCAACGAAGAGAGCCCGCUCUUCGGGAUCAGCCGGCAGGAUUUGGAAACGGACGACUUCGAAAUCGUGGUGAUCCUCGAGGGUAUGGUGGAAGCGACCGCCAUGACGACGCAAGCCCGGAGCUCGUACUUGUCCACCGAGAUCCUUUGGGGCCACCGUUUUGAACCCGUCUUGUUUGAGGAGAAGAGUCUAUACAAAGUGGACUACUCACACUUCCACAAGACCUACGAGGUCCCAUCCACGCCCUGCUGCAGUGCCAAGGACUUGAUGGAGAAUAAAUUCCUCCUCCCAAGCACCAACUCCUUCUGCUACGAAAACGAGCUUGCCUUCAUGAGCCGCGAUGAGGAGGAGGAAGAUGAUGAUGAUGACAGCAGGGUUUUGGACAAUCCGAGUUCAGACAACCAGCCUGAAUUCGAUCGGCUUCAGGCCACCGUAGCACUAGAUCAAAGGUCAUACCGAAGGGAGUCAGAAAUAUGACCAGGGCCCCCCUGCCUGGAACUGUUUUUGAGGGUAUUGUUUCCCCUCUGGCCUCUUCCUCUCACUAAAACAAGCAAAGCGAAUCCAACUCUAAUUAUGCAGAACAAUGCAAGUGCCAUAGGAAUGCCUGAGAAUUAGUCUGGUUUGUAGGAUGUC
This is a messenger RNA of Elgaria multicarinata webbii, 1807 nucleotides long. RefSeq names its product potassium inwardly rectifying channel subfamily J member 12 (gene KCNJ12). Gene Ontology annotation, cellular component: plasma membrane. NCBI's taxonomy places the organism in Eukaryota, Metazoa, Chordata, Lepidosauria, Squamata, Anguidae. The coding region runs from base 356 to 1651 and encodes 431 amino acids. Gene Ontology annotation, biological process: potassium ion import across plasma membrane; regulation of monoatomic ion transmembrane transport. Gene Ontology annotation, molecular function: inward rectifier potassium channel activity. The record is from RefSeq and is a predicted model, not a curated record. The transcript is spliced from 2 exons.